Messenger RNA from Rosa chinensis, 1176 nucleotides. RefSeq lists its product as uncharacterized. The coding region runs from base 238 to 960 and encodes 240 amino acids. The transcript has 3 exons. NCBI's taxonomy places the organism in Eukaryota, Viridiplantae, Streptophyta, Magnoliopsida, Rosales, Rosaceae. The record is from RefSeq and is a predicted model, not a curated record.
AUCAUGUUUAAUAUAUAGUUUUUUUAAAUAGUAGAUAAUUGAAUCACCAUUUGUCCAAAUUUGUUCAUGUUGUAGAUUGGUGUGAAUCACCAUGUGAAUUAUUAUAUAUGGAAAUCUGAAUGGAGUAAAUUUCUUAUCUUUUUGUGUUAUUUCAAUUCUUGCCUUUAUAUAUUCUGCACAUGGAUCCCAUUUCAAAAAAAUAUUCUGCACACGGAUUGUAUUGGAAUAGAAUCAAACAUGGGAGAUAGGCGACCCCUGCACUUCAAUUUCUUCUCUUCUCUGAAGCAGGUUGAGAAGAGAUUGAAACUAGAAUACCCAUCUGAACAAUCGACUCCAUCACAAUCACCAUUGGUAGAAAGCAACAGGUUAUUAACAGAAUCAUUAAGCUCACCCAUAUACCUUGAUUUGGAUCCCUCCAACAACAACAACCAUUACAGUUCUAGCACACUCCAAGACAGUAGUGAAGCCCCUGAAGUAUUCCUCUCAUGCUCUCCACAGUUUAUACCAACCCAAGAGAACCCAACUCAGCCAAAUGCCCUGAAUGACCCUAAAACUAUCAAUGACACUGAAGGUGAAGCCAUCGUCGAUGAUAUUGAACGGUUGAUUCAACUCUUGGGUUUGUCAAGUUGCCAGGAAAAAGAUGAAGAAAAGGCUGGUUUGGAGUUGAAGUGUGGAGGUAGUGAAAAUGGGGGCAAUUCUUGUCAUUGUGAAGGCGGGUUUUAUGAGAAGAUUGUUGGGGUGAAGGGGCCAAAGUGUGGGAGAGAAGUGGAGAGGUUGGAGGGUUGGAUUAACUACUUUUUGAAUGGUAAUGGGGAGGGAAAGAUUGAGCCUUUCAGGCUGGCACAUUUGCUUUUGAGUAAAGCUGCUUUUGUCUCUGAGGGUGCUGAUCAUGGUUUUGGAGACUUGGACUUCCCUUCAACGAUUGGGGAUUUUCUGCGCAAUGAUCCUCCAACAGAGUAAUAUGGCACAAGAUCUAUUUGUUGUUAUUGUUUCUCUUAAAAGAUGGUGCUUCAUAAUUUCAUGUAUCAGCUUGAUGUAAGCUUCAAAAGAGCAGACAACACCUCAUUCAUUAUAGGUCGCUGCUCGGGAUUUUGGUUGGUGCAAAACAAGGCUAGCUUGAGCAGCUCUUCUGCAUUUGCCACCUGUUCCUCGGAGAUAUUUAAAGUUAGCAUCGGG